AUGGCGGACACCGACUUCAAGCGCGAAGUCACCCGACCCGACUCUGUUCAUGACUUGAAGCAUGGUGGGGCUACCGCCGAAGCCAUUGAGGCCAUUCGAGCCGAGCAUGAGCUCACCUUCACCGAGGCUUUGAAGCUCUAUCCCAAGGCCAUUGCCUGGUCAGGCUUCGUGUCCAUUGGCGUCAUCAUGCUGGCCUUUGAUCCUCAGCUCAUCGGAAACCUCUAUUCGACGCCUCAGUUUGCUCGCGACUUUGGACACUUGUACAAGGGCGAUUGGGUGAUUCAAGCAUCAUGGCAAACCGCUCUCUCAAUGGGCAACCCCAUCGGCCAGGUCGUGGGUGCCCUCUUCGCCGCUUACCCCAUGGAUUAUUUUGGCCGAAAACUCACCUUUGCCGUCUGUGUCAUUCUCACUGCUGGCAUCGUCUUCAUCCAGUUCUUCUCCAAGACACUCGGUGUCCUUCUCGCGGGAGAGCUGUUGGCCGGUCUUGUGCUGGGCAUGUUCGUUGUCAUUGCUCCGGCAUACGCCUCUGAAGUUUGUCCUACCGCACUUCGUGGCCAUCUCACCUCGUUUGUCAACCUCUGCUUCGUCAUCGGUCAACUCCUAGGCAACGGCGUCACUGCGGGUACCUCGAAACUGAACAACCACUGGGCCUACAAGAUCCCCUUCCUUCUCCAGUGGUUUUGGAUCAUUGUCAUUCUCCCCGGCAUGGCUUUUAUCCCAGAGAGUCCCUGGUGGUUGGUCCGAAAGAACCGCUUGGAAGACGCUGAAAAGUCCCUGCGAAGACUGGCAUCGUCCAAGGUCAACGUUCAGGCUACCUUGGCCUUCAUCGUGGAAACCGACCGUCUGGAACAGGAGCUUGAGGCUGGCAGCACGUACUGGGAUUGCUUCAAGGGUGACAACUGGCGCCGCACUGAAAUAUCAAUGGGCGUUUACUGCACUCAGGUUCUCAGCGGUAUUUAUCUCAUCAAUUAUGGCACCUUUUUCUUUCAGCAAGCCGGCCUUCCCACCGAUCGCGCCUUUGACAUGUCAGUUGGUUUCUUGGCUGUCGGUUUCGUUGGAACUCUGGUCUCCUGGGUGCUCCUGAUUAGGUUUGGUCGUCGGACAUUGUUCGUGUCGGGGCUGGCAUGGCUGGUCGUUCUCCAGUUCGUCAUCGGCAUCCUUGAUUGUAUUCCCGGUCGACCUUCGGGCGCCAUCUGGGCUGAAUCGUCGUUGAUGCUCAUCUGGAACUUCUUCUACGACAUCUCCAUUGGCCCCGUCUGCUUCGUUCUCCUCGGCGAAUGCUCCGCCACCCGUGUCCGUUCCAAGACCAUCGCCGCAGCCACGGCUGCUCAGGGGAUCCUCGGCAUCGUCAUGACCGUCGCCAUUCCGUACAUGAUCAACCCGGAGCAGGCCAAUUUGCAAGGUAAACUGGGUUUCUUUUUUGGUGGUCUUGCCCUAAUCUGCCUAAUCUGGUCCUACUUCCGCGUGCCCGAAACUAUGGGACGCACAUUCGAGGAGUUGGAUCUACUGUUCGACAAAAAGGUACCCGCAAGACAAUUCAAGGGCUACAAAUUGGAUGGCGCAGUGUCCACUGGCGCAGCCUGA
Molecule: messenger RNA, 1584 nt
Organism: Trichoderma citrinoviride
Lineage: Eukaryota; Fungi; Ascomycota; Sordariomycetes; Hypocreales; Hypocreaceae
Product: sugar transporter
Exons: 3
Coding region: 1-1584 (527 amino acids)
Biological process (GO): transmembrane transport; carbohydrate transport
Cellular component (GO): membrane
Molecular function (GO): carbohydrate:proton symporter activity
Source: RefSeq, a predicted model, not a curated record